CAGCAGUUCUCAACAACGACAACGACAACAACAAUAACCAUGGCCGACGAAAAGCAUUCGGCCGUUGCGCCGGCCGUCGAUGCGACUCACAACGAAGCUAGCGAAGUCCCCAGCAAACCUGGCUCCCACCAAGAUAUCACCAUUCCUCCGCCUCGUCCUCCAGGCUGGAUGUACAAGGGCUUCAAGGUCUUCGGCCACGAGCUCUGGUACGCCUCGCCUCUGUUCCAGCUCCUCUUGGUCGCUGUGGUUUGCUUCAUGUGUCCCGGCAUGUUCAACGCCCUCAGCGGUCUCGGCGGCGGUGGACAGGUCGACCACACGGCCCAGGACGACGCCAAUACCGCGCUUUACUCAACCUUCGCCGUCGUCGCCUUCUUCUCCGGCUCCAUCGCCAACAAGCUCGGCGUGCGGUUGACUCUCUCCUUCGGCGGUCUGGGAUACGUCAUCUACAUCGCUUCCUUCUUCAGCUACAACCACAACCAAAACCACGGCUUCGUUGUCUUCGCCGGCGCUUUUCUGGGUGUCUGCGCCGGUCUCCUCUGGACUGCCCAGGGCACCAUCAUGAUGUCGUACCCGACCGAGGACAUGAAGGGCCGCUACAUCUCGUGGUUCUGGAUCAUCUUCAACCUCGGCGCCGUCAUCGGCUCCCUGAUCCCUCUCGGCCAAAACAUCAACAAAGUCGCCGGCCCCGUAACCGACGGCACCUACGUCGGCUUUCUCGUCCUCACCCUGAUCGGCGCCUUUCUGGCCCUCAUGAUCUGCGACGUCGACAAAGUCCUGCGCGAGGACGGCUCCAGGGUGAUCAUGAUGAAGAACCCUUCGUGGAUCACCGAGUUCAGGGGCCUCUUUGAGACCAUCACCUCGGAGCCCUGGGUCGUCCUCUUGUUCCCCAUGUUCUUCGCCUCCAACACGUUUUAUACCUACCAGUCCAACGACAUGAACGGCUCUCAGUUCAACACGCGCACCAAGGCGCUCAACAACACGCUUUACUGGCUCGCGCAAAUUUUUGGCGCUAUUAUUGUCGGCUACGCUUUGGACUUCGCGGGCGCGAGAAGGUCGAUUCGCGCCAAGGGCAGUUUCGUCAUGCUGAUUGUGCUGACUAUGGCUAUUUGGGGUGGCGGGUACGCGUGGCAGAAGGAUCAGCCCACACGCGAGCAGACAUCUGAGGAAGGAUUCGUGACGGUCGAUUGGACGGACGGUGCGAAGAAGUAUGUUGGGCCCAUGUUUUUGUACAUGUUUUAUGGGUUCUUUGAUGCCGCGUGGCAGACUUGCAUUUACUGGUACAUGGGCGCUCUCUCCAACUCGGGCCGUAAGGCCGCCAACCUCGCCGGUUUCUACAAGGGUCUGCAGAGCGCUGGCGCCGCCGUGUUUUGGCGGUUGGACGGGUUGAAGAAGCCUUUUGAUACCAUUUUUGGUGCUACUUGGGGUCUCCUAGGCGGUGCUCUCCUCAUUGCCGCGCCUGUCAUCUGGAUGAAGAUCCAGGAUACCGUUGCCCUCGAAGAAGAUCUCAGGUUCAGCGACGAGACCGCCGCGGAUGUGGCGGGAGCGGAGGGUGCGGCGGCUGGUCAGGCGGCGCAACCGGAGACGGUGGCGGUGGGUGCACAUGGUGGUGGUAGCGAGACGGCUAAGGCGGUCGUCUAAGCCUUUUUUUUUCUCUGAAGUU
Neurospora tetrasperma FGSC 2508 is the source of this 1660-nucleotide messenger RNA. RefSeq lists its product as uncharacterized. Lineage: Eukaryota; Fungi; Ascomycota; Sordariomycetes; Sordariales; Sordariaceae. The transcript has 3 exons. Bases 40 to 1638 code for a protein of 532 amino acids. The record is from RefSeq and is a predicted model, not a curated record. Gene Ontology annotation, biological process: transmembrane transport. Gene Ontology annotation, molecular function: transmembrane transporter activity.